AACUACGUUUUAAACCCGUAACGCUCUAAUACUAUUUGUAAAUGUAUUUAUUUUUAAACGAACAAUAAUAUCCUUAUAUAUCUUGUUAAAGGGGAUUUACACAUAUACGCAUUGUUAUUGACUACAUUAAAACCGGCUAAUAGCAAAGACACAUAAUAUACACAUAAUUAUUGGAAGAUAAAAAUAUAUCAGUCGUAUACGUGUUAUAUAUAAACACGGAAGUAAAUUCAACAUAUUUCCUUGUUUAAAAUUGAAUGAUGAAUCAGAUUAUCCAGUGUAGUGAUGAUGAACCAUUCAGUAGGCAUUUCAUAUACACUUCAAAUAGUGAUUUUACUGAUACAGAUGUUAUAUCAAAAGUUAAUAGCAGUGGCAAGUGGGAAGGUUUACCUGUACCAAAUAAUGAAAGUAACAUCAAUUAUGUUCAAAAUGGAUGUGCUGAUUCAAACAUACUUCAUUCACACGAAACAGUCGUUUACAGUCAUAGUUCACCACAACAAGCAAACGGUGAAAAGAAACAACAAUUCCUGUUAACACAACAUGCAAAAAGACAACAUGGUAUCAAAAAUGAAAAUAGAAGUACUCGACGUGCAAAGUUUAGAUCAUACUCGAAAUACAGUAUUAGGGAACAAUCUUUUAUUGGUUGGAUAUCAGACUGUGUUUUACCUAUAUGGAUGUUUGCUAAGGCAGGUUUCUUUUAUAAAGGAUUUGCUGACAUCGUGGCUUGCUUUGAAUGUGGAAUUAUACACCGAGGAUGGCAACAGGAUGACGAUCCUGUCAAAACACAUAUGAUGCUGCAACCAGAAUGUCCGUUUAUAAUGAAUCUUUUAGAACAAGGUAUACAAUCAUCUGAACAUCUCCAGGGAUUUGGAAGCUGUGAUGAGAGUAUCGAAAUUAAUGAUGCUUCGGAAAGAACAAAUAACGUUGCAUCUACGUAUUCAUAUUCGAGUUCAUCAGAGUCACCAUCGAAUCCAGGAUUACAGUGCAAAGUUUGCCUUAUAAAUCCAUUGCAGAUAACAAUCCAGCCAUGUGGUCAUUUUGCCAUAUGCCAAGACUGUUGUUCUCGUCUUAAACAUGAAAACAACAGGUGCCCUAUUUGCAGAGGACCAAUAGACAAUACCGUUCGCACAUACGUCUCUUAAGAACAUUUACAUAGCAUAUUCCUAGUACUCAACAAAAAAGACAAAGAGAAAUAAUUAUAUAGCUUUGAAUUUGUCAACAAUUUAAUAAAACUAUUUUAAAUGUUUA
Mytilus trossulus (common blue mussel) is the source of this 1245-nucleotide messenger RNA. RefSeq names its product baculoviral IAP repeat-containing protein 2-like. Gene Ontology annotation, biological process: inflammatory response; pyroptotic inflammatory response; detection of bacterium. The transcript has 5 exons. Gene Ontology annotation, cellular component: cytoplasm; nucleus; IPAF inflammasome complex. Gene Ontology annotation, molecular function: ATP binding; cysteine-type endopeptidase inhibitor activity involved in apoptotic process. The record is from RefSeq and is a predicted model, not a curated record. The coding region runs from base 255 to 1139 and encodes 294 amino acids. NCBI's taxonomy places the organism in Eukaryota, Metazoa, Mollusca, Bivalvia, Mytilida, Mytilidae.